Molecule: messenger RNA, 480 nt
Organism: Prunus armeniaca (apricot)
Lineage: Eukaryota; Viridiplantae; Streptophyta; Magnoliopsida; Rosales; Rosaceae
Source: the annotation of a GenBank genome assembly
AUGGACGGCAAGUGGAUUGACCUAGAAAUCUUCUACAACGAUAAUCCGACGGAAAUAUUUUCCCAAAUGACAAUGAACAAAGACACUGCACUUCACAUCGUAGCCUCCUGCGGCGGCAGCAGAGGCCUGCUUAAGGAGUUGAUUGAGCUGAUAAAUGACAAAGCACAUUGGAUGUUAAGACAUGCUUUGAAGAUAGAGAACAACGAUGGCAACACCCCUCUUCAUGAGGCUGCUGCAUCUGGAAAUCUAUACGCAGCAAAGCUCUUGGUGGACGAGGAUAAGAGACUUUCCGGUCAGUCUUCUUUUGGCAGUCUAGUAGAGAUUCGGAACCAGUUAGGAGAGAGCCCACUCUACAGGGCUGCUGCUUUCGGUCACACAAACUUGGUCAAAUAUUUUCGGUCCGAAGUCCACGAUAUAGAGCAGCACUUCAAAAGAAAGGAUGGAUUAUCCAUUCUUCAUACCGCAGGGAUCCCUCAAUAA